UGCUUCAGUCAGUUGUCGGCGCACUUUCGACUAAAGCGCAUUGCAUGCGUGAUCUAAACAUCUGCAAGUCACACUAAAAUACUGUUACUUUUCUUGUUUUAUGUCCAUCAUUUUCUUUAACUUGGUGUAAUAAGCAAACUAACAACUUAAAACAAUGUUUGUGGAAUUGGGUAUUCUGGAUAAGAUACGACUCAGCUUUAAAACGAUUGGUUUUAGGAUUCAUCAAUUUCGGCAGACUACGAAGAUCUAUACUACAGUUCAUACAAAACUUGGCGCCGUUCGCGGCGUUACGCGCCAUACAAAUUGGGGCGGCAACUACCUUAGCUUUGAGAAAAUACCCUAUGGCAAACCCCCAGUGGGUAAGCUGCGAUUCCGAGCUCCAGAGCCAGUUGAACCAUGGGCUCACGAACUAGAUUGUACAUCGUCAGGUGAUAAGCCGUUGCAGAAGCACUCGUUGUUUAACUGGUCUGCCGGAACCGAGGAUUGCCUGUAUUUGAAUGUUUAUGCCAAGAAUAUUGUACCGCAGAAGCUGCGUCCCGUGAUGGUUUGGAUAUAUGGCGGUGGCUUCGAGAGUGGAGAGGCCACGCGAGAAAUGUACAGUCCGGAUUUCUUUAUGUCCAAGGAAGUGGUGCUUGUGACGAUAAACUAUAGACUAAGUGCUUUCGGUUUUCUUAGUCUGGAUGAUCCUGAGGUCAAUGUGCCUGGUAAUGCGGGGCUCAAGGAUCAACUGCUGGCACUGCGAUGGGUGCAACAGAACAUCGAUGCUUUUGGCGGUGAUCCCAAUAACGUGACUCUGUUUGGUGAGAGUGCGGGUGGAGUUUCGACUCAUCUGCUCUCACUCAGCCCGCAGUCAGAGGGAUUGAUUCACAAGACAAUUGUGAUGUCAGGCUCGGCGCUGUGUCCUUGGGCACUUGCACCGAGGAACAAUUGGGCACUUCGCUUGGCCGAGAAGAUGGGAUAUACGGGUCCUCCCAAGGAUAAGGCGAUCUACACGUUUUUGUGUGAUGCCAAGGGUGGAGACAUUGUCAAGGCAGCAGCGUUGGUCCUAAACAAAGAAGAGAAACACAAUCGCAUUUUCUUUCCAUUUGGACCCGUAGUGGAACCCUACACGACAGCGCACACUUUGAUUGACAGGCCACCAGUGGAGCUAAUGCAGCAGACCUGGAGCAAUCGAGUGCCUAUGAUGAUUGGUGGCACUAGUUUUGAGGGUUUGAUUUUCUAUGCCGAGGUGAAGCAUCGUCCGGCUACGUUGGACGAGGUGGGCAACUUCAUGAGCUUGCUGCCUCCUGAUUUAGAUAAAGAUCUGGAUCCAAAAUGGCGUGAAAAGUAUGCAUUCAGGUUGAAGGACGAAUACUUCGGUAAUAAGCGUUGCAACAUGGACAAUAUGAUGAAAUUCUUAGACCUUGAAUCCCAUCGCGAAUUCUGGCAUCCCAUCUAUCGUACAGCACUAUCUCGCCAGCAACACGCUAGUGCUCCCACUUAUGUGUAUCUCUUUGAUUACGACUCUCCACGAUGCAAUGUCGUACGCAAUGUUUAUUGCGGUAAAAGAGUGCGCGGCGUAUGUCAUGGCGAUGACGUUUACUACUUGUUCAACAGCUUUCUAGUAGAUCAAUCGACUGUAGGUUCACCCGAGCAUAAGGUUUUCGUGAACAUGAUCGAUAUUUGGACGAGCUUUGCAGCUAACAGCGAUCCAAAUUGUGAGAGCACCAAGUUCCAGAAGGUUGAUCCAAUCGGGAAUAGCAGAGAUAUAGAAACCCUCAAUAUUAGUAAUAUAAGUCGUAUAACGACGUUGCCAUGUCUGUGGCAGGUGCAGCUCUGGAAUAGCUUUUAUCGCAAGAAAUAACAUUAAGUUCUUCUUAUCAGACCAAUACAUUUGUAAAUUAAUAAUUUUGAAAUUCAUUUGUUGUACACAAGGUUUGGUUUAACAGCUGUCAAUAUUCGGAAAAAUUAAACAAUUAAAUAAAAUAAACAUUUCCAACAAUAA
This is a messenger RNA of Drosophila albomicans, 1984 nucleotides long. RefSeq names its product esterase B1. The record is from RefSeq and is a predicted model, not a curated record. Lineage: Eukaryota; Metazoa; Arthropoda; Insecta; Diptera; Drosophilidae. The coding region runs from base 155 to 1843 and encodes 562 amino acids. The transcript has 4 exons. Gene Ontology annotation, molecular function: cholinesterase activity.